Sclerotinia sclerotiorum 1980 UF-70 is the source of this 732-nucleotide messenger RNA. RefSeq lists its product with no specific name. The record is from RefSeq and is a predicted model, not a curated record. The coding region runs from base 1 to 732 and encodes 243 amino acids. The transcript has 4 exons. Lineage: Eukaryota; Fungi; Ascomycota; Leotiomycetes; Helotiales; Sclerotiniaceae.
AUGGCCAAGAAGAAGUCUUCUAAAAAGGCUGCCUCAAAGGCAAGAGAAUGCUGUCAUGAGAAGAAAGAAAGCCCUUCAGAUAGGCGAGGUAUCAACGAGGAAUUCACUAUCAUCGGUGAUGCAGAUAUUCAGAAUGCUCUUUCGAAUUUGACUUUACAGUCCGGUGUACCUGUAGCUGACAGCUCGAAUCAUGCCACCAGCCAAGCUGAAUCAUCUCAAAGCUCCUCCAAUACGGCCAACAAAAUGGGUGUUCAAGAAAACAAUCCAACAGCGGCUUCACCUGGCGCAACUGAGGCAAAACAAAACCCUAACCACUCAACUCGAAGUCAAACCAAACAAAAAGAAAAAGAAAAUCCCAAAACUCAUCCUCACGAGGAAACCACCCCAGAAUUCCUCAACGCCCUUAACGCCCUCAUCGCCAUAAAACUCCAAUCCGAGAUCCAAACCAGACUCGAAAAUUCCAUCAAGGAGCUGAACGAAGUAAUCAAAGUAACAACCGAUGCAAACAUACCUACUUUCAAUUUCCAGGGUACACCGACUUCAAGAUCUUCAGUCCAGCAAUUAGAGAAAGAGUUCCAUCUGGAUGAAUUGCGAGUUAUAUGUCGGGAAUACAAGGAGGCGAGUGAGAAGAGUAUUGCGGAGAUUCAUAGGAGGAAUCAAGAGGUGCUUUUGAAGUUUGGGAAGUGGAGGAAUGAGAGAAUUAUGCAGGGAGUUUUCGUGGUGGUUGAUUGA